Messenger RNA from Lagopus muta (rock ptarmigan), 2323 nucleotides. RefSeq names its product Rho related BTB domain containing 3 (gene RHOBTB3). Gene Ontology annotation, molecular function: GTPase activity; ubiquitin protein ligase binding; GTP binding. Lineage: Eukaryota; Metazoa; Chordata; Aves; Galliformes; Phasianidae. Gene Ontology annotation, cellular component: cytoplasm. Bases 326 to 2146 code for a protein of 606 amino acids. The transcript has 12 exons. Gene Ontology annotation, biological process: proteasome-mediated ubiquitin-dependent protein catabolic process; regulation of proteolysis. The record is from RefSeq and is a predicted model, not a curated record.
AUGGCCGUGACCGAGCGGCCGGCGCUCGGCGUACGUGUGGGGUUCGGCUCCAGCCGCGGGUCGGUGCAGCAGCAACUGCUGCUGCUUGUUCUGCUGCUGCAACCGCUGCAACAGCUGCUCCCACCGUGCGUCGCUGCAUCCCGGCGGCUGGAGCGGCAGCAGGGAGCCGGGCAUCCGCACGCAGCGGGGACACGUUGCGAGAUUCCCGGACGUCGCAUCCGUAAUCUCUGGCAUGGAGCAGCGGGCGGCCGAGCGGGCUGGAGGCUGGUAGCGCCAGCAGCAGCGCUCCUCUUCUCCGCUUCGCCCCGCUGUUGGAUCCGAGAUCAUGUCAGUUAAUAUUGUAGCUUUCGGGAAUGAGAGAGACGUGCUUUCUGAAGACAGCCAGCAGUCGAGUCUGAUGUGGAGCUAUCUCAGGAGGAGCGCUCUGAUUUCCGAGAUCGACAGCAGCCCGUCCGCCGAGCACGCCAGGAGCCCCGUCACCACCGAGUACCAAGCCUGCGUCUUCGGCAAUGUCAGGCUGGUGGUGCACGACUGCCCGCUCUGGGAUAUAUUUGACAGUGACUGGUAUACCUCUCGCAGUCUCAUUGGAGGAGCUGAUAUUAUUGUGAUUAAAUACUCUGUCAAUGACAAGACUUCAUUUCAAGACUUAAAGGACAGUUAUGUUCCAAUGAUAAAAAAGGCAUUAAACCACUGUUCAGUUCCAGUAAUAAUUUCCGCUGUUGGUGCAAGAAAAAACGCAGUGCCCUGUACGUGCCCACUGUGCACUCUGGACAGGAGGAGCUGCGUCACUACUUCUGAAGGGGCCCAGCUGGCCAAGGAGUUUGGAGCCACCUACCUGGAGCUGCAUGCUCUCAAUGACUUCUACAUACAAAAAUACUUCGGAGGCGUGCUGGAAUAUUUUAUGAUCCAAAGUUUGAAUCAGAAGUCAUCUGAAAAAAUGAAGAAAAGAAAAAAGACCCAGAAGUGCCAUCGAGUGCAGCCACCUCAGCUGGAACAGCCAGAAAAAAUGCCCAUUCUAAAAGGCGAAGCCUCGCACUAUGACUCUGACCUGCACAACUUGCUAUUCUGCUGCCAGUGUGCAGACGUGGCCUUUUACUCAGAAGACUCCAGCAAAGUGGUGAAAGCUCACAAGGUCAUCCUGUGCUCGGUGAGCCACGUCUUCAUGUUGCUCUUUGAUGUGAAGAGUCCGGUGGACAUCCACGACCCCUCCAUCCUGCGCACAGCACAGAACCUGUUUGCAGUGGAGGCUGGGGCUGGGCUGCUCACUCCUCAUGGUGUGCCACCGUGCAGUGUGCCUGUCAGGGUGGUCGUUAAGGACUCUGACUUCUGUUCCUGUCUGUCGGACAUCCUGCACUUCAUCUACUCAGGAGCUUUCCAGUGGGAGAGAUUAGAGGAAAAUAUAAAAAAGAAGUUGAAAGAUUCUGAAAAAACUGAACAUGUGCUUGAGAAAGUUAAAUGUAUCCUGAAAACUCCGGAGAAGGUAAACAGUUUGCGGGACUGCCAAUCUCACCAGAUAAAGCGGCUGUACAGUACCUCGCUCAGGCUGUUCUUUAACACGCCUGUCCUGGCAGAUGUCAUCUUCACAAUACAAGGUGCAACUGUACCAGCCCACAGAGCAGUUCUGGUAGCUCGCUGUGAGGUAAUGGCAGCUAUGUUUAAUGGUAAUUAUCUAGAAGCAAAUAGUAUUCUGGUUCCAGUGUAUGGGGUUUCCAAAGACACUUUCCUCUCCUUUCUAGAGUAUCUCUAUACCGACUCCUGCUGUCCAGCCAGUAUUCUCCAAGCUAUGUCCCUCUUGAUCUGUGCGGAGAUGUACCAAGUAAUGAGGCUCCAGCAUAUCUGUGAGCUCUACAUUAUCACACAGCUCCAGAGCAUGCCUAGCAGAGAACUGGCAUCCACAAGUCUCAGCAUUGUUAGCUUGCUCAAAAAAGCUAAGUUUCACAAUUCUGAUUGCCUUUCCACUUGGCUUCUUCAUUUUAUUGCCACUAACUACCUCAUCUUCAGUCAAAAGCCUGAAUUUCAAGAUCUUUCAGUGGAGGAGCGCAGUUUCGUAGAGAUGCACAGAUGGCCAUCCAGUAUGUACCUGAAGCAACUUGCUGAAUACAGGAAUUACAUCCACUCUCAGAAAUGCCACUGCGCAGUAAUGUAAGGAGACUGAACAUUCUGGAAGUACAUCUCAGCUAGGAAAUGUCUAAAUGGGGAUCAUAUAAAGUACAAUAAAUGUAUCAGCAGAAAAAAAUGAACACUGAUGUGCCCUUGAACACUGUAUGCAACACUGUAGCGCACUUACUAUAUGCUUCAGUUUGGUAAUAAACAAUUCUGCUUU